AUGGCUGAGCCGACGAUGAAAAAGGCUCGCGUCGAGUACACCCACACACGCGAGGACUUUCUCAAGGUCUACGAAGUCCUGCGCGAUGAGCUGCUAAACGACGAGUGCUUGUCACCUGCCAAUGACAGUGCCCAGGCGAAGGCCGCGCAGGAGUGGUUCAAAGAGGUCAACGACUACAACGUGCCCGGUGGCAAGCUCAAUCGCGGCAUGGCGGUGUACGACGUGCUGUCAUCCAUCAAGGGAGUCGAGGAGCUUACCGAGGAGGAUAUCUUCAAGGCCAAUGCGCUGGGCUGGUGCAUUGAGUGGCUGCAAGCCUUCUUCCUGGUGGCGGAUGACAUCAUGGACGGCUCCAUCACCCGGCGGGGCCAACCCUGCUGGUACAAGGUGCCUAAGGUUGGCAUGAUCGCCUGCAACGACUACAUUUUGUUGGACUGCUGCAUCUACCGUAUCCUGAAGAAGCACUUCCGGAGCCACUCCGCAUACGCCCAGCUGGUGGACCUGUUCCAUGAGGUCACCUUCCAAACCAGCCACGGCCAGCUGCUCGACCUGACCACCGCCCCCAUCGGCAGUGUUGACCUGGCCAAGUACACGCAGGACAACUACCUGCGGAUCGUGACGUACAAGACCGCCUACUACUCCUUCUACCUGCCGGUGGCGUGUGGGAUGGUGCUGGCGGGGAUUCAGAUCCAGGACGACUACCUCGACUGUUGCGGGGAUCCGGAGGUGAUUGGUAAGAUUGGUACGGACAUUGAGGACAACAAGUGCUCCUGGCUGGUGUGUACGGCACUGCAGGUAGCGUCGGACGAGCAAAAAGAGGUCAUCAAGGCCCACUACGGCCGCAAGGAGGCCGACAGUGUGGCCGCCAUCAAGGCCCUGUACGGGGAGCUGGGGAUGGAGCAGCGCUUCCGGGACUACGAGGCAGCGUCGUACGCCAAAUUGGAUGCCAUCAUUUCGGAGCAAACCCUGUUGCCCAAAGAGGUGUUCUCCUCGUUGCUGGCCAAGAUCUACAAGCGCAAAAAGUAG
Volvox carteri f. nagariensis is the source of this 1023-nucleotide messenger RNA. RefSeq lists its product as uncharacterized. Gene Ontology annotation, cellular component: cytoplasm. The transcript has 10 exons. Gene Ontology annotation, biological process: trans, trans-farnesyl diphosphate biosynthetic process. Bases 1 to 1023 code for a protein of 340 amino acids. Gene Ontology annotation, molecular function: dimethylallyltranstransferase activity; (2E,6E)-farnesyl diphosphate synthase activity. The record is from RefSeq and is a predicted model, not a curated record. NCBI's taxonomy places the organism in Eukaryota, Viridiplantae, Chlorophyta, Chlorophyceae, Chlamydomonadales, Volvocaceae.